AUGGUGAGUAUUGGUCAGCUUCUGAUGCUGGUCCACUGGGUAGCUUGUGGCUGGUUUGGGGUGACGUGGCUACACGCCGAGAACUGGGUGGCGUCCAGCGACUUGCGUCACCGGGAUUCGUUUUUCCAGUACCUGACGUGUGUUCUGUGGGCCUUCUGUCAACUGGGUGUGGGCGAAAGCCCUUGGCAGCCGAUCAACACCACCGAAAUGAUGCUGAACAGUGUCAUCGCCUUCACCGCCCUCAUCACUGCUGCCAUGCUCAUCAGCACCAUGGGUGGCCUCAUCGCAGGGCUCCGCAAGCUUCACGAGGACGAGCUGACACAAUUUAGGCUCCUGCGUCGGUACUUGCAGAAGCACGACAUUCCUCUGGAUCUUGGCCAUCGGGUGACUCAAUUCUUGGAGCAUCAGUACACGGAGAGGCAGCAUGCCAGGUCAUCGCAGAUGCAGGUGCCUCUCCUCGACCUCCUCUCGCGGCCGAUGUUGCAAGAGCUCCAUUUUGAACAGCAUCGUCUGGCCCUCUGCAAAAUCGGUGCGAUCAAGGCCUUGCUGACGCAGGACGAUGUGCAUUGUCAUCACGCGCUCCACAGGAUGGCCCAUGACAGCCUGUAUCCUUCCGUGGCGGCGAAGGGGGACGUCAUCUUCGUCGGGGGCAACAUCGCAACCACCUCGUAUCUGAAGAUGAACGGCCACCUCAGCUACACGAAGGACGGCGAGUUCCAGUUUAUUGAUGACACUCGCUGGGUUGCAGAGAUAUGCCUCUGGGCACCUUGGGUGCACCUGGGCGUCCUCGAGGCACAGGCUACCUCGGAAAUGUUGAGCCUUGACGCUCCCAAGUUUUGCCGCCAGGCUUACUGA
Messenger RNA from Symbiodinium sp. CCMP2592, 855 nucleotides. The record is from the annotation of a GenBank genome assembly. NCBI's taxonomy places the organism in Eukaryota, Dinophyceae, Suessiales, Symbiodiniaceae.